UCCUUGCCAGGUGUUCGUUCGGGCGUGGCACAUCCAGGGGUGGUGGUCGCCAUCGCGUCCCGCAUGGCUGGGCCAUCCAUCCUGGAAGAAUCCCCGGUGAGGCCACAAGGCGACAACCUUGUUGGGGGGUAAUUAAGGAAGAGCUUUUCCACUGCUGGCCAUGUUGAUGUCCCUAUUCACAGGAUAACUGAACCUCGAUCCGUCUUUAGUAUACAACUCGUGUCUAUUUCUUCGAGAGACCUGGCAUCUCAUUACACGUUUACUAGUCUGUCACCAAGCACCAUUCAUUCUCACAUCAUCACCAUGUCUUCCGCCAUUUGCAGAAAAAGCAUCGACAGCACCAUGUCAUACUUCGCCGUCAGCAUGGGCAGGGCGUCCGUCCAGAACAACGUCUCCCUCUGGACGACCCUGUCCCAGUGCUACGGCGAGGUCGCCAAGACCUACAACCUCCAAGACCCUGAGGGCAUUCUUUCGAUGCCAGACAGCAUCUCCAAGGUCGUCCACGCGACCUUUGACCAUGACGAGCACGGCCUGAUCGAGCGGGAAUCCUCCUCCAUGGCCAACCACCUCGACGACGCCACCAAGGCGCACAUGCUCGCCCAGGCCGUCGCCGGCACCGUAGCCUUCUUCCGCGAGCUCGCCUCGCACCACCAGCACGGCCCCGUCACGCAGGCCGGCUUCGACCGCGAGGUCCACCGCUUCGCUGGGUGCGAGCUGCGCUCGGCCAUGGUCCGCACCAUCGCCGAGAGCCGCCUGUUCGGCCGCUGCUACACCAAGAGCCAGAUCGCGGACCUCAUCGCCGCCGCCGUCGAGGGGAAAGUCAACGGCGCCGAGUUCGCGUCCGAGGACGAGUACCAGAACGCCAUUGGCUGGGCGACGGAGCUGCCCGCGCGGAAUAUGGGCCUGCCCUGGGGUUUCUCCAUCAUGGCUCUCAACUAAG
Molecule: messenger RNA, 940 nt
Organism: Colletotrichum destructivum
Lineage: Eukaryota; Fungi; Ascomycota; Sordariomycetes; Glomerellales; Glomerellaceae
Exons: 2
Coding region: 304-939 (211 amino acids)
Source: RefSeq, a predicted model, not a curated record